Megachile rotundata (alfalfa leafcutting bee) is the source of this 2550-nucleotide messenger RNA. RefSeq lists its product as uncharacterized. Lineage: Eukaryota; Metazoa; Arthropoda; Insecta; Hymenoptera; Megachilidae. Gene Ontology annotation, cellular component: cytoskeleton. The record is from RefSeq and is a predicted model, not a curated record.
AUGAAAAGCGUCGAGGCGCUGGCUCCUUUCAGGAACGAAUACACAAGACUCUUUGAAUCUCUCUACAAUGCACACAUAACGGAAAAAGAACUGACGGAGAAGUAUCAUUUAUUGGAGGAGGAGGUUGCCAGCAACGAGCAGAAAAUCAACGAGUUGACGCGAACGAUCGCGAGUAACAACCAGGAGAUCGAGAGGUUGAAGAUCGAGGUAGUGAACACGGUAAAACGAGCCGAUGCUGCUCACACGCGUGAACAGAAUGCGCAGGAAGUGAUCGAGAAUCUGCGAUUGAACGUCGCUCAGAUGACCCAGGAAAUCGCACAAAAGAAUAGGGAGCUGGCUGCUGGUGAAGACGGCGGUGCAACCAAAGAGAAGGAGCUUCUUCAACAAGAAAAGGAGAAGUUAACGAGCGAGGUGGACACCCUGAAACAACGUCUAAAAAACAUGGCGUUAUACACGGAGGAGUUAGAGAAGCGAAACAGCGUUUUCGGUCAUCAAAUAGAAGAGAUGCAGGAGAAUCUGGACACCCAACUGAGCGAGAUCUCGAAAGAACGACGAGGAAAGCAAAUGGCGGAGGAUGAGGUACAACAUUUGCAAGAGGAGCUUGUUGCAAGGACGGAUGAUCUCCAAGCUGCGAAUGCAUCGCUUGAAGCAGCUGCAGAGAAUACAGCGAAACUGGAGGCUACACUGAAAGAGUAUAAAACAUCCAACGAGAAGAUGCAGAAGGAGAUCAACAAGCUAACUGUGAAGAAGACAAACCUACAAGCUGAUUUUGAAAACGCGAACGUUCAAAUAGAAAAUUGUGAAAAGGAUAUUGCAACGAAGGAGAAACAACUGAAGGAAAUGAAACUGACGAUGCAUAGACUAAAAACCGAGAUGUCAAAGCUCAAGACAGAGAAGGAGGCAAUAACAAAACGGUUGCAAAAGCUGGAGACAGAAAGAUCUGACAUGGAGAAGAUGUCGAAGGAAGCGGUAACGUCGGCGAGAAACGCUGAACAACAAACGAUGACGCUCCGGAAGCAGCUUAUUGACAAACAGCAAGAGGUCGAGAUUCUACAACGCGAGAAGAACGUUCUGUCGCGUAACCAGGAGACUUUGGGGGACCAAAUUAAGAGAUUGAACCAGCAGAUGGUUGUGAACGAGUACAGCAAGCGGAAAAUCGAGCACGAAUUGGACGAUUCAGUGCGAGAUGUCAUUGAAGUGUCUAAGCAGCUGCAUCUGGUUGAGAAGGAGAGGGACAAGCAUAGUCAGACGAUUAAGGACUUGGUGCAGCAGGUCGAGGAGUACAUAAGCGAGGUUAAGCUAAAGCAGGUCGAGAUCUCCAGUUACAAGAAACGGCUGGCAGAGGCCGAGACAAGGUUCCGUCAGCAGCAGAAUCUAUUUGAAGCUGUCCGUGCCGAGCGAAAUACAUACAGCAAGAGCUUAAUAGAAGCACAGGACGAGAUACAGGAAUUGAGGAACAAGUUAGCGGUGCUCAAUCAUCAGAUUGAACUAUUAAAAGAAGAUAUUGUGACGAAGGAAACGAAUUUGGUCAAAGAAGAAUUCCUCCGCAACAGGGUGGAAAAAGAGAAGGAAGCCCUAAGGGUGGAUCUGCAAUCUGCCCGCAAAGACGUGAGCGAGCUCCGACACGAGAUAGAGAAGAUGAAACAGGAAGAGAAGAGUCUUAGACAGGUGAUUUCGAAGGCUGAGUCCGACAUCGGACGCCACAAGAAGGACAUAGACAACGUGAUGAACGAGAGGGACAUCAUCGGCACGCAACUAGUUAGAAGAAACGACGAGUUGAGUCUUCAGUAUAGCAGAAUAAAAGUUUUGCACGGGACUCUUCAACGCGGUGAAGUUCAGUAUAAUCAGAGGCUGGAGGAUAUUAGAUUGCUGAAGUUGGAGGUGAACAAACUGAGAACCGAGAGGACUUUGUUGACGAAGAACAUAGAGAACAUGAGUGAUUUGCGUCAAGAGGUGUUUCAUUUGAACCGUGAUCUCACGAGGGAGAGGUUGAAGGUUAUGGCGUUGGAAGAAGAGGUGCAAACUCCGUUGAAUAUUCACAGAUGGAGGAAACUUCAGGGUUCCGAUCCUCCCACCUACGAACUGGUGAGGAAAAUUCAAAUUCUCCAGAAGCGUGUGAUCAAAAUGGCCAGUGACAUGAUAGAAAAAGAAAAGAAGGUGAAAGACACGGAGAAAUUGUACGUGAAUCUUCGUGAGAUCUUAUCGAAACACCCAGGACCCGAGGUGACGAUAUCUCUUAACAAAACUCAAAAGGCUUUGCGUGAGAGGGGAGAAAAGAUGAAGGGUUUGCUCGCGGAGCUCAACAUGUACGACGUCCAGAUAAACGACUACAAAGACGAAAUCGAGAAGAUGAACACCGAGAUGGCGGACCUGAAGAAAAAGUAUUACAGUCAGAAGCGAAAGUUGCAGAAAUCGAAGGAACAGAAACACAGACCCGAUACUGUUCUGCCGGUGAUAACUCGUAGCGCGAAGAAAUUCUGCGGGGGUGGUUUCAACAUGGCGGCUCCAACCCCAAGAAAUUGUUUCCUCGUACACUCUGCAAGCAGAUGA